Molecule: messenger RNA, 478 nt
Organism: Saprolegnia parasitica CBS 223.65
Lineage: Eukaryota; Oomycota; Saprolegniomycetes; Saprolegniales; Saprolegniaceae
Exons: 2
Coding region: 74-478 (134 amino acids)
Source: RefSeq, a predicted model, not a curated record
GGGCCGGAUCCGCGAAUGCCCUGAUUUGCAAGCGAUACCAACCAAUUUUCAUCACUUUUGCUUUUCCCUUCUUAUGCUUCCGCCAAAGAUGUCCCAGCCCGCGCACCUCCGGUGCACAUAUGCCUACAAGUCGUGCACCAACAUGCGCACGUACCGCAACGACGGCGUCCUCCACACGCUCUGCGAAUUCCACCGCAACAAGGCCAACAUGAUCCAAAAGACGUAUGCGACCAAGCGCCGCCAGCGGCUACGCGCGAUGCGCGGUGCUGCCGGCCUGCCGCCGCGACCCAUCCGAUACAGCGGCCCCAUGGAGCCGAUCCCCCCAAUGGAUCUCCAAGCGCUCACGAUGUUUCUGCCCGAGAUGACAAGCGACAUGGUCAUGACCGACAACAUGGAGCCGACCAACGUGUGGUCGGAAGCGACGCCACUCUCGGACGAGGAGAAGGAAUUCCUCUCCGAACUCAUGCCGUCCGAGUGA